Messenger RNA from Exophiala spinifera, 3903 nucleotides. RefSeq lists its product as uncharacterized. Gene Ontology annotation, cellular component: membrane. The coding region runs from base 1 to 3903 and encodes 1300 amino acids. The record is from RefSeq and is a predicted model, not a curated record. The transcript has 10 exons. Gene Ontology annotation, biological process: zinc ion transmembrane transport; intracellular zinc ion homeostasis. Lineage: Eukaryota; Fungi; Ascomycota; Eurotiomycetes; Chaetothyriales; Herpotrichiellaceae. Gene Ontology annotation, molecular function: zinc ion transmembrane transporter activity; GTPase activity; GTP binding.
AUGAUACACUUCCACCUCUCCAAACCUCAGCGAUUGAUGGUCAUCAUCGGUAUAUCGUUUUCGUUCUUCUUAGCUGAAAUCGGAGUUGGGUUCUAUACAAAGUCACUGGCGCUGGUAGCUGAUGCCUUCCACUACUUGAAUGAUCUGGUUGGGUUCAUUGUGGCCUUCGUCGCAUUCAAGAUCUCAGAGCGCAGUCACUCUCCCAAGGAGCUCUCCUUUGGGUGGCAGAGAGCCAAUCUCCUGGGAGGGUUCUUCAAUGGAGUCUUCCUGCUCGCGCUGGGCGUUAGUAUCUUUUUGCAGGCGGUUGAGAGAUUCGUCGAUCUGAAGCGCGUCGAGAACCCCAAGCUUGUCUUGAUUGUGGGAUGUGUUGGUUUUGGUCUUAAUGUCAUCAGCGCUGCUUUCCUGCAUGAACACGAUCAUGACGUCCACCAGGCGGUUAAUCAGAGUAUUGGCGCAAUCAAUGACGUGGAUAUGGCUGCGAUGAAUGCUGGACAUAGUCACAGCACCCACCGCCAUGAAGAUACCACCAGGUCUACCAAGAAAGGACAUGAUCAUGAUCUGGGCAUGAUGGGUGUCUUGUUGCACGUUAUUGGCGAUGCCGCCAACAAUGUCGGUGUCAUCAUUGCUGCUGCUGUCAUCUGGAAGGCCAAGUAUCCCGCGCGGUUCUACGCCGAUCCAGCUGUGAGUAUGGCAAUUGCAUUGAUGAUUCUGUUCUCUGCGAUUCCGUUAGUCAAGAAGACUGGCGCGAUCCUCAUGCAAACUGUUCCUCGAGGCUUGGAUCCCAAUGAUGUGAAACAUGACAUUGAAACUAUCGAUGGCGUACUGGCAGUGCAUGAACUGCAUAUCUGGCGCUUGAACCAGCAAAAAGCCGUGGCUUCGGCUCAUAUCGUUGUGUCUGACAAGGCAAUGGCUGAUUUCAUGAAUCUUGCUACCACAAUCAAAGAGUGCUUCCAUGCUUACGGCGUCCACUCGGCCACUCUUCAACCAGAGCUGCUGGCGCCAACCCAAAGCGCUUCCGGCGUCGAGAGUCAACCACCAUUCGCACCGACAGACCACUUGUCCACCAGUAGCAACGAUGUGCCUCCGUCUGUCCCAGAUGCUCUACUACUCUCACACCAUAACCCGUUCUUUAUCGAUAUUACGGCCAUCCAUACGGCAGCGUCUUAUAUGAAGCCUGAAAGAGGUGGAUCGACUGGCGUUGGUAAUAUCACCGUCAUGGCUUCCAUCUUUACCUACCAAGACGAACCCCCUCGGAUACAUUCACCAUGGUCCACACCGGGAACCUCUACUCCGCAGCCUUCGCAGAAUGUAGAAACUGCCAUUGGGGAGAAGUCGCAGGGUGAACACAAGUUCAUUGCCCCUACCGUUGAAAAACUCGAACCGGAAAGGCAGGAUGGUCCCACAGAGUACAAGUUACACCUGCUUCUGCGCCCAAGGCGCAAGGCUGUUUCGAACGAGUCCACGGCUACGGCUUCAGACCUGGAUCCGGCGAGCUCACAUGCACCAAAUAGGCCAACAUAUGGUUCAGGCGACUCGACCUUGGAACGCCCUUUAGGCCAGCCAUCUGGACAAGCCCGUCAACUCAGGCUACAGCAGCUAACAACGCAGCUGCUGUGGAGACUCCAGCAGUCAUCCCCUUUUCAUUCCUCUUCGAAUGGGGAUCUGGUCUUGCCGGUGCUUCCUGAAGAAGCUACAGGGUCAGGCGGGCCCGGGAGGCCAUCCAGGCUCCUGCCAGGGUUGGAAGAAAGUCAAGGCGCGCUAUAUGAAAUCGGUGUGGCUGAUGACGGAACACUGGUUGGCCUUACGGGCGAAGAGCUGCAGGAGAGCCUAAGCAACCUUGAGACUAUGGCUGCCAGUCUAGGUUGCACCACCAGCGUGCUUCGGAGAGUUUCAGUAGGACCUUAUGAAAUGCUGGGUUCUCAAGCUUGCUCAGAAAAGGACUGCUUGCAAGAAGACAGACUUUGGGUUGCGGAAGUCUUAGUUUUCCCAGACUCGCGGAUGUCCACAAGUUUAGACAAGCCAAGGAAGACUCUCGAAACCGGUGAGAGCAUUUCGGAAGAGAUCGAUAAUCAAGUAGUCGAGGGGGCGUCAACGGAGCAGCUUCGGGUCACACUGGUUGGGGCUGCUGCGUCUGGCAAGUCUACUCUCCUUGGGACACUCUCGACGUCUACUCUUGACAAUGGUCGCGGGAAAAGCCGCUUGUCAUUGCUGAAGCAUCGACACGAGAUCGCUUCCGGGGUUACAAGUUCGGUCGCACAAGAACUUAUCGGCUACCAGACCAAUCGAGCAUGCCAACAAUCUGUCAUCAACUACGCUUCGGGCAAUGUUUCUUCUUGGACCGACAUGCACAAUCUAGCAGAUCGCUUGGUCUUCUUGUCCGAUUCUCCCGGCCAGCCUCGAUUCGCAAAGUCAACCUUUCGCAGCGUAAUAUCUUGGAAGCCAAGCUGGACUGUUCUCUGCGUUGCAGCAGAUGAUAACGAGGGCAAUAAGAGCCACUUUGGCGACACUAUUUCCACUAACAUAGGUUCCGCAGACCACAAAGGAGCAACGCAAGUUGAUUUUUCACUAUGCCAUCUUGACCUAUGUCUGCGAUUAGAUCUACCUCUCAUCAUAGUCAUAACCAAGAUGGAUCUCGCAAAUAAGACUGGUCUUCGUUCGGUUUUGACCAAGUUACUUUCUGCCCUGAAAGCUGCUGGAAAGUCACCUAUGGUAUUAGGCAACAGCCUGGGCGCAAUUGCAGUGCCCGAGGUUGGUGGCUUCGCACCAGAACUGCAGUCCAUUCCUGAUCAGGAUCAGACCGAGGCCGACCAACUUGUAGCAUCGAUGGAAGAUGGCAGCACCAGGAAAAAGGUUCCUAUUUUGAUGACCAGUGCAGUUACAGGGCAAGGGAUCGCCAAAGUACAUGCGCUGCUACGCUCCGUCCCUAUUACAGGUCUCGGUGACAGGGUGUCGACUCGUCCACACACUGUUCCCAGCAUUUCAACUCUUUUCCAAGUCGAUGAGGUCUUUAGCAUACCGCCUUCGCGGGUAUACACCUUGGAUACACAUGUUGGUCACAGGAACCCAGGUGUAGUUCUCUGCGGGCUGGUUGCUCAAGGCAAAGUCUCUGUAGGAGACGUGCUGGAUCUUGGGCCAUUUGUGAUCGAUCAGGACCAAAACUCUCCGCGGGCAUUCAGGCUGAUGUUGAAGUCAAAAUCCUACAGCAAUGAAGCUUCCUCGAUUCCAAAAGGGGCGAAUAUCGUUGCACGCUCGUACCAAGAAAGCCCGAGGAUGUCUGUCAGCGCUACUCGGCUGACACCAAUAUAUGUGCGGGUAAAGGUGGCUUCACUUCGUAGUCUUCGACUUCCAGUUACUCAAAUGCGUCAUGGAGAAACUGGAACCAUUGGAGUUGUACCAAUCGACGGUGGAAGUGAUCUCGUGGAUCUGCAAAAGGCUCGCAAAGGUAUGGUGUUGAUGGGCGUUGAAGGGCGACCUUCUGGGUAUCGGUCUUUCUCUGCCACUUUCUCGUCCGCUGACUUUGCAAAUCCAAAUCUUCCUUCACUGAUACUAGGCGGCCACGCUAUUGUAUAUGCCAACACUGUUCGUGCAGCAGUGAAGGUAGUGGCCAUGGCUACAAACGAAGGAGAGCAAAGAGAUGCGUUCGAUACUGCGCGGCAAGAGGUGGAGGUGUUCUCCUUUGACGGCGACGAUACUAUUGAAGGUUCGAACACAUUUGUGUCUGAGAAGCCAGAGGAAGUUGAGAUAUCUUUUCAAUUUGUAAGCACCGUGGAGUGGAUGAACGCUGGGGACUCGAUUUUCGUUGUUCCCACCGUCACAGCCCCUGGCCCUGUAACGGGAGCUGCGGCGCCGAAUCCGUCAGGAUUAUCUGGGUUUUCUGGUAAGGUCACCGAGGUGUCGAGUUGA